ACAGUAUCCAGGUGAGACCAAGUCAGCAUCGACGCACGAGACGCCGACUGGCUACCCCGAGGAAAGGUCUCACAAUAAUAGAGCUUUCCUGUCACAAGGGUUCCCGUCACCAAGAACUUCAUCCGUCCUGCUCUCCUGAGGAGCUCCUUCACCCACCUCCUCUUCCUCCGGCCCUUCCACCUCUGAGGCCGCAGCCAUGAACUGGUCUGCGCUGGAGGCGCUCCUCAGCGGGGUCAACAAGUACUCCACCGUGUUCGGCCGGGUCUGGCUGUCCAUGGUCUUCGUCUUUCGGGUGAUGGUGUUCGUGGUGGCCGCCCAGCGAGUGUGGGGCGACGAGAACAAGGACUUUGUCUGCAACACCGCCCAGCCAGGCUGCGUCAACGUGUGCUACGACCACAUCUUCCCCAUCUCGCACAUCCGCCUGUGGGCCCUGCAGCUCAUCUUCGUCACCUGCCCUUCGCUGAUGGUGGUCGGACACGUCAAGUAUCGGGAGAAGAAGGACAUGCAGUACACCGUCUCCCACAAGGGCGCCCAUCUGUACGCCAACCCAGGAAAGAAACGAGGGGGGUUGUGGUGGACUUACUUGGUAAGCCUGAUUUUCAAGGCAGGCUUUGACGCUGGCUUCCUCUACAUCCUGUACCACAUCUACGAAGGUUACGACUUGCCCCGUUUGUCCAAGUGCUCCCUGGACCCAUGCCCCAACACAGUGGACUGCUACAUAUCCCGCCCUACUGAGAAGAAGAUCUUCACCCUCUUCAUGGUCAUCUCAUCUGGGGUCUGCAUCCUGAUGUGCAUCUGUGAGAUGAUCUACCUGAUCUGCAAGCGCAUCCAGAAACUCAUAAAGAGGAAGGCUGAGGCAGACAGGAGGCUAUUCGCAGAGAAUCACGAGAUGACCCCGCUGGCGGCACCCAGGUCAUCUGUCAGAGUGGAUCCCACAGCCUCCAUCCAGAACAUCAGUAACAUGAAAGCUGAAGAGGCGCCUGCCAAGAAGUCAUAACACGCUGUAUAUAACGUGCCCAUGCUGAAAUUAAAAACAGUUCAAGGUACAACAGCAACUGGAGGCACAGACUAUGGAGAACUGCUGCUCUACACUGAAGAGAUUCUCUUUACUUCAGGGAUUUCUGACAGCGAUUUGUAAAUAUUAUCUGGUUUAAUGACAUUCUGCAAGAGUGCGCACCUUAUGCAUGAAAAUAUACUCCUAAAAGGGGGAUUACAGAGAAAGCUCGAGGGUUUUGAGUUGUCUUUUUUUUUCCUUUGCACUGAUGUGCUGUGUGUUUGAGUAUGUUUAUGUUUUGUGUAUGUAUCGCUGGCAGUUUAAGCUGCUAGAUCUAGCACUUAGUAAAUAACACUUUUUAAAGUAUGAGGGAAAAAACAACUCCAUGUGGCACAAAGACAGGCAAAUAAAAAGCCAAAGCUUUCACCUGCAUCUACACACUGCCCCCUAAUGAAUAAAACAGGAUAAAGCAGAACACUUCAUUUGGUGGACACAUAGAAUUUGUAUUUGUAUUUCAAUAUUAAAGAUGCAGAAAAUACUUUUUGUUUUGACACUUAGUGAUAUGAUAUCUGUGUGAACUACUGAAAAUGUAUGCCAAAAAAAUUGUUUUUAUAUCCACAUUAAUGUAUUUUGUAACAAAAUGAAGUUAAAUUAUGUAAUAUAUGUUUUUUGUAUUUAUUGUUGAAACAUUUAAAGUUGUUUUUCUGUUACUCUA
Molecule: messenger RNA, 1709 nt
Organism: Salarias fasciatus (jewelled blenny)
Lineage: Eukaryota; Metazoa; Chordata; Actinopteri; Blenniiformes; Blenniidae
Gene: gjb9b
Product: gap junction protein beta 9b
Exons: 3
Coding region: 197-997 (266 amino acids)
Biological process (GO): cell-cell signaling
Cellular component (GO): connexin complex
Molecular function (GO): gap junction channel activity
Source: RefSeq, a predicted model, not a curated record